GCAGUUUAGAGGAAUGAUAAGUCGCAGACUGGUCUUGACCAAUUUCAGGUCAAAAUUUUGGACACCUUGUACACAGAGAAAUGCAAAGGCAUUUUGUUCUAAAGUGUCUCCACAGCCACAGAAUUGGGAAGAAGUUUGGAAGAAAAUAGAGGAUGCGAAUAAACAAAAAGGGCUUGUGAAGAGAUCAAAGGAUGACCUUCCUCUGUUCCAAGUUGGAACUGAGCAAGAGAAGGACUAUAAAUGCCUCCUCAGGUUCAUUCUGAUGAGCAUGACGAAGAAUCAUUUGGUUGAUAUCGCUCUCAACAAUAUCCUUGAUCAUAGUUCAGAUCCGGAAGUGAUCUUGGAAACACCUGACGAAGAUAUUUCUGAGAUGAUCAAGAAUGUUAGGUUCCAUAAUAAAAAGAUCGGGUAUAUUAAGAAGAGCACAAAGAUGUUUUUAGAGGAUUUUGAAGGCAGAUUGCCAAGUGAUACAAAGAGUCUAAAUAAGUUCCCAGGAAUUGGACCUGUCUCGUCUCUUAUGAUCAGCCAGAUGUGGUUUAAUAAAGUCCAAGGUAUUGCUGUUGACUCUCACAUUAUACGUUGUGCCAAGCUUUUAGGAUGGACUGAUGGGAAAACAACAGCUGUUGUCAGAAAACAAUUAGAAAGUUGGCUACCAAAGGAGAAAUGGGGAGAUAUCUACUUCCUUCUUGUUUUUCAUGGAUCUGAGAUUUGUACUCCAAGAAAGCCGAAAUGAGAUUCUUGAAGUGUAAGAGAUUUAUGUCCAAGCAGCACUUACGAUGGUCCAACUAAGUAAAUGCUUAGAUAUUAUUAUCAUUUUUUGAG
Moneuplotes crassus is the source of this 822-nucleotide messenger RNA. The record is from the annotation of a GenBank genome assembly. NCBI's taxonomy places the organism in Eukaryota, Ciliophora, Spirotrichea, Euplotida, Euplotidae.